Messenger RNA from Cajanus cajan (pigeon pea), 775 nucleotides. RefSeq names its product ethylene-responsive transcription factor WIN1. The record is from RefSeq and is a predicted model, not a curated record. Gene Ontology annotation, biological process: regulation of DNA-templated transcription. Lineage: Eukaryota; Viridiplantae; Streptophyta; Magnoliopsida; Fabales; Fabaceae. Gene Ontology annotation, molecular function: DNA-binding transcription factor activity; DNA binding.
CUAUAUAUCCCAAACCCAUAUAUUAAUUUCCUGCAUCAUAAUUACCUCGUACUUAUGUUCUCUUCAUUCACUCUCUUUUCCAUUUAGUUUCUCUGCCACAUACCCUUUUGCAUGUUCAUCCAGAGUACCCACCACACAAAGCCAUGGUACAAGCAAAGAAGUUCAGGGGUGUAAGGCAACGCCAAUGGGGCUCAUGGGUGUCAGAAAUUCGUCACCCAUUACUGAAGAGAAGGGUAUGGCUAGGUACAUUUGAGACAGCAGAGGCUGCAGCAAGGGCAUAUGACCAAGCAGCCAUUUUGAUGAGUGGUGAAAGGGCCAAGACCAAUUUCCCUCCACCAGUGAACCAGCCUCAAGGUGCUACUUCUGCUGCACCUUGUGUGGACUCUUUCUCAUCUCCCAAUAAUGUUAAUCUUUCUGAGGAUCUGAGAAGAAAGCUCAAGAGGUGCUGCAAAGACCCUUCUCCAUCCCUCACAUGUCUCAGGCUAGAUGCUGACAAUUCCCACAUUGGAGUGUGGCAAAAGGGUGCAGGGCCACACUCAGAUUCUAACUGGAUCAUAAGGGUGGAGCUUGGAAAGAAGCAUGAAGAGGGUGAGUCAAGUGUUUCAGCAGGGUCACCACCAAAAAGAGCUAGUAGUGAUUUUGAUGGUGAUGAAGAGGACAGAAUUGCCAUGCAGAUGAUUGAUGAGCUACUUAAUUGGAAUUACCCAUGUGGUUCAAGUAAUUAACAUUAUUUAGGAUUAAUAAAAACAGAAAGGAACUUUUCUUGUCAUAGUUA